Molecule: messenger RNA, 1071 nt
Organism: Rosa rugosa (rugosa rose)
Lineage: Eukaryota; Viridiplantae; Streptophyta; Magnoliopsida; Rosales; Rosaceae
Product: GEM-like protein 4
Exons: 4
Coding region: 179-910 (243 amino acids)
Source: RefSeq, a predicted model, not a curated record
CUUUGGCUUUUUUGUCAGGAUGAUUAUUAUAUCUCGUAGUUAGUAAAACUGUGAUUAUAUAAUGCAAGUAGAUGGAGUAGCACGAUAAGCAGGACAGCUAUUUGUUUGCGAGAGAGAGAGAGAGAGAGAGGAGAGAACCCAUCUUUGAUCGAGAGAGAGAAGCUACAUACGGAUUAAUAUGAGGGAGAGAUUUGGAGACGAAUUUGUUGCGAGUCCAUAUAUGAACUCAUAUGACACUACCCCAGAGAGAGAAGGGCUGCAGCAGCAGCACUCUUCUCUAUCCGAACCUGUGAGCUUGUGGCACAGCCCAUCAUCUUCUUCAGUUUCAGAGGGCUCUUCCUCCUUCAAAACCAGUGGUGAUUCAAGUUCAAGGAAAGGCCUCAAGAAAAAAUUUGGUGACAGGAAAAGCAGCAGUUUUGCAUACAGGAUCCGCGAGCACGUGAAACUUGGGCCAAAGUUGUCUGAAACUGUCAAGGGAAAGUUGAGUUUGGGGAAGAGAAUUAUUCAAGAAGGUGGAAGGGGAAAUAUAUUUAAACAGAUAUUUGGUGUGAAUGAAGGUGAAGAGCUGUUGAAGGCCUCACAGUGCUACCUCUCAACAACUGCUGGUCCUAUUUCUGGCCUCCUUUUCAUUUCUACUGAAAAGCUUGCUUUCUGCAGUGAAAGAUCCAUCACUGUCCCUUCUGCAACUAAUACCAACCAACUUAUCAGAACUCCUUACAAGGUUGUGAUACCUAUAACAAAGAUCAAAAUAGCUAGCCAGAGUGAGAAUGUGGACAAACCACAACAGAAGUACAUAGAGAUAGUUACUGAUGAUGAUUUCGAGUUCUGGUUUAUGGGAUUCUUACGGUAUGAAAAAGCUUUGAGAAAUCUUCAGAAGGCCAUUUCUAUGAGUAUGAGCAAUCAAGAUUGAGUAGAAAGUUAAUAGAGGGGAACGCCCCACAAAACGUGUUUUUUGAGAUAGAUUGAUGGGAUUCUAGAAUCAGCAACUGUUGUGUAUUCAUAUAUAAUCCGAAUGACCUUUAUAUGUGUGUGUAACAUAUUUUUAUCAAGUUCACCCUUCUUUCCCGGUUA